This is a messenger RNA of Schistocerca serialis cubense, 4114 nucleotides long. RefSeq lists its product as uncharacterized. The coding region runs from base 3 to 3887 and encodes 1294 amino acids. Lineage: Eukaryota; Metazoa; Arthropoda; Insecta; Orthoptera; Acrididae. The transcript is spliced from 13 exons. The record is from RefSeq and is a predicted model, not a curated record.
UAAUGGCGCGUAGUGUGAUUUCAGGAAAAAGUGAUGUAGUAAUGGAGGGUGAUGAAAGCGAGGAUGAAAUUUUUGUAGGGCGGCUGCAGAAGAAGGAGCUUUUGAAACUCCGUGUUGCAGGGAAUAAAAUACCUACAGCGUGCAGAUAUCCAGUAGUUACUUCUGUCGAGACAUCAUAUUCAGGUUCAGAUGCAAUAAAUAACAAUGAACUGUCAGAAAAUAUUAGGUCAACAUCUACAGUGCAUCAAAAUGAAACAUUAUUACAUAAAUGUGACAUCAAAAUACAAAAACAGUCUUCAUGUGAAGAUAAAAGUCAAUGUACCACUACUGAGAACUUAAUAACAAAUUGCAACAUUACUGAAGGAUCUGUAGUGGUUGGAGGGCACCUUUCAUUACAAGCUGAAGUUGAUGCCACUGUAAAUAAGUGUGUGGAUGAAAAUAUUAAUACGAAUGUGGAAUGUGUGCUUUGUGAUUACAAGCUUACAUUAACAGAUAGAUCAGAGGGAACCAACCAAACUGACACAGUUACAUUUGAAAUUAUGAUUACAGAUGUAAACCCAACGAACUCUCUUCAUCCAGAUGUUCUUGAAAAUCUUCAGUUAUUAAGUGACACUGAAUUGUCGGAAGAGAUUACUUCAACAUCCUCAGUACAUCAAUCGAAAACCCAAUUGCGGGAGUUUGUUCCAGGAAAACUAGAACAAUCUUUGGAUGAGGAUAAUAGUCAAAAUUUGUUUUGUGAAAACUUGAUGAAGAACUGCAACGUUACUGAAAGAUGUGUAGUGGGCAGCAGGCAUGCUUCACUACAAACUAAAUAUGUUGACACUGAAAAUGGGAGUGAAAAUGGACAUAUGGGCACAAAUAUGACCUGUCUGAUGUCAGCAGACAGAUCAGAUGGAGACAAUCAAAUGUCUGCUGAUGUUCACUCAACAAACUCCUUUCUGCCAGAUGUUUCUGAAAGUUUUGAGUUGGUAAGUGACAUUGAAUUGUCAGGAGAGAUUACUCCAGCAUCUUCAUUACAACAAUCUGAAACCCAAAUGCAGGAAUUUGUGACAGGAAGACCAGGAAAAUCUUUAGAUGACAAUAAAAGUCAAGAUUCACAUUGUGAAUACUUGAUGAAGAACUGGAAUGUUACUGAAAGACUUGUAAUGGACAGCAGGCACACACCAUUACGAACUGGAACUCUUGACAUUGUAACUAAGAGGGUAAAUGGAGAUAUGGAUGCAAAUGAUGGUGGUAUUAUCUGUGAUGAGAAGUUAAUGUCAGCAGACACAUCAGAUGGAGACAACCAAACGUCUGUGGCUACGUUUGAGGAUAUGACUGUUGAUGUACAUUUGAGCAACUCUUUUCAGCCAGAUGACGUUGAAAAUGUUGAGUUAUUAAGAAACUCUGAGUUGUCGGAAGAGAUUACUUCAAAAUCCUCAGUGCAUCAAUCAAAAACCCAAUUGCAGAAGUUUGUUCCAGGAAGACUAGAACAAUCUUUGGAUGAGGAUAAUAGUCAAAAUUUGUUUUGUAAAAACUUGAUGGAGAACUGUAAUGUUACUGAAAGAUGUGUAGUGGGCAGCAGGUAUGCUUCAUUACAAACUGAAUAUGUUGACAGUGAAAAUGGGAGGGAAAGUGGACUUAUGGACACAAAUGUGAGUGGUGGCAUGCUGUGUGAUGAGAAACUGAUGUCAGCAGACAGAUCAGAUGGAGACAACCAAAUGUCUGCUGAUGUUCACUCAACAAACUCUCUUCAGCAAGAUGUUUCUGAAAGUGUUGAAUUAAUAAGUGACACUGAGUUGUCAGAAGAAAUUAUUUCACCCCCUUCAGUACAUCAAUCAAAAACCCAGUUGCAGGCAUUUGUCAUAGGAAGACUAGAACAAUCCUGGGAUGAGGAUAAUAGUAAAACUUCAUUUUCUGAAAACUUAACAAAGAAUUGCAACAUUACUGAAAGCUCUGUAAUGGGCAGCAGGCAUGCUUCAUUAGGAACUGUAAAUGUUUCCACUGAAACCAAGAGUGCAAAUGGAAGUAUGGAUACAAAUGUGGGUGGCACACUGUGUGAUGAGAAACUAAUCUCAACUGGCAGUUCAAAUGGAGAAAACAAAGUGUCUGUGGUUACAUCUGAGAGUGUGACUGUUGAUGUACAUUCAACCACCCUUCAGCCAGUUGUUUCUGAAAGGCAUGAAUUAAUAAACCACCAUGAGCAGUUGGCUGAAGCUUCAGUGCUGUGUGGCACACACAUUUCCUUACCAACUGGAAAUGCUGACAUUACUACUAAAAAAGCAGAUGAAAAUACUACCACAAAUGUGGUUGCUGUGCUCCAUCCUAAAGUGAUUAUAUCAGCAGACCAAUCAGGAAGAGCAGACCAAAUUACUGCUGUAAUAUCUGAGAAUUUAAAUUUACAGUCAUCUGCCUUCCCUCAUAUAAAGGCUUUUGAAAGUGAUUGUGAUGAUGCAAGUAUUGACCCAGAGUGUAUGUUUCGAUCAGAAGUGUCAGCUAUAGUACGGGAUAUUAAUAAUUUGGAGAAGUAUGAAACAUAUUCUUCACCUGCAUCUGAAACUUGUGUUUUGGACAGCAGGAUCUCUUCUGAUGUUUCAGGGGUGAUGUAUUGUUCAAAGGAAUACAGUUCCUCAACUGAUGAAGAUAUUUUUGAAAACACUUUUGAAAUGAUGGAAAAACUGUUGAAUGGUUUUGAAAUGAAGCCGGACUGUGCCUGUGAAGUGGAAGCAGGCAGUGGACAUGCAUAUGAAAUGGAGCCGGACCGUGUGGCGGGUGCACGCGAUGUGGAGCUGGACCGUGUGGCGGGUGCACGCGAUGCGGAGCCGAACCGUGUGGCGGGUGCACGCGAUGCGGAGCCGGACCGUGUGGCGGGUGCACGCGAUGCGGAGCCGGACCGUGUGGCGGGUGCACGCGAUGCGGAGCUGGACCGUGUGGCGGGUGCACGCGAUGCGGAGCCGGACCGUGUGGCGGGUGCACGCGAUGCGGAGCCGGACCGUGUGGCGGGUGCACGCGAUGCGGAGCCGGACCGUGUGGCGGGUGCACGCGAUGCGGAGCCGGACCGUGUGGCGGGUGCACGCGAUGCGGAGCCGGACCGUGUGGCGGGUGCACGCGAUGCGGAGCCGGACCGUGUGGCGGGUGCACGCGAUGCGGAGCCGGACCGUGUGGCGGGUGCACGCGAUGCGGAGCCGGACCGUGUGACGGGUGCACGCGAUGCAGAGCCCGACUGUGCACGACCCUGUGAACUGAAGAUGAACGCUGCUGAUAAUUUGGAGAAUGUAAAGUUUGAUGUUAAAUCCAUAAAAAGUGUUCAAAGAGAAUCACGAUGUGAAAGAUUCUUAAACAGAAGAGUCUCUGGGAAUAUUUUCUAUCAAGCAAGAUGUAGCAAAACACCAAAAAGAGAUGGAUCAACGCAGAAAAUGCCAAAAAAUAAGUUCUUACCACAGUCGGCUGGGUCAUUACGGAAAGGAAAACUACAGUCUGUGAAAAGUUGUGUUAAAGAGUAUCUGAACUCUACCCAACCUCCACUGUUUUCAAAUGUGAGAAAUAGAAAUGGUUAUGGAAUACAUCAGAAAGUAUUACGUUCCCCAAUGAGUGCGAAGAAGGUAUCACAAGAUUGCAGUACUCCCUGCAAGUCCAAGAAAAUAAUCCUUCCUCCAGUUACUUACACAAGUUCAUCAGCUGCUAAACUGGAUUUAAGUAAAUCAGCAUCAGCAAACCAUGUUGCAGAGAAAUGUAAAAGGAAAAUAGUUCCUCGAUCAAGCCCAACUGUCAUUAAACAUACAGGCCGUGCAGUUCUUCCUACGAAGCAAUGGAAACAAAAUGGCGAAUCGGAAGGAGAGGUUUCAGUUUUGCUUGCUUCGGAAGCCGUUCGUUCAAAUACAUUGAAAAGCACAAGGAAGAAGAAAUGAAGAUCAUAUUUUACAGAUAUUAAAAAUAGAUUUCCUGUGUGUGUGUGUGUGUGUGUGUGUGUGUGUGUGUGUGUGUGUGUGUGUGUGUGUGCGCUUUAAGAAGAAUUUUGUCAUAUUUUUGUUUUUUAUUUAUUUAUUUUUUUUCAUUCUUGAUUUUUGUCUUAUUUCAUUGCUUUUUGGUGUUAAUACUGGAAAAAUAUAUAUCACUAUCAUUUACAUUUUAGUUA